UAUGAAACAUCUUGUAUUGUGUGUUUUGCAUGCAUGUUGUUUUAAGGUUUAUACAACACUAAAACUUGAGUUUCAGAAGAUGGACAUGAAGGAGGGAUUAGUGGUGAGAGGGAGGGUGGAAAUUGAUACACGAAAACCAUUCAAUUCAGUAAAAGAGGCUGUUUCUUUGUUUGGAGAAAAGGUUUUAGUCGGCGAGGUUUACGCCCACAAACUCAAAGAGAUGGAAAGUGUAGAAAGGGAAAACAACCAACAACGAACAAAAGUCGGACUCGGAGAAGUAAAACAAACCUUAGAAAAGGCAAAAGACGAGGCAAAUUUAAUGACUUGUUAUCUUACAUCGCUUAAACAACAACUUGAAGAGACAAAAUCAGAACUCGACCAACUAAAGUCAACAAGAGGAUCCAAUCCAAAUUAUCAAACACCCAUUAACCUUGAAACAGAAGAAAUCAAAUUCAUGGAAAACCCAAUACCAACUCCUAUGAAACCACUAACAAAUGUCAAAAACGAACCACAUGAUGAUCAACAUUUGUUUGAAUCCAAACAAAACAAUUUGGUUAAGUUUGAUGAUUCUCCACCAACCAAAGUGAUUGUUGAAGUGCCAAAAAUGCAAGAGAUAAAUCCUUCCUCCUUCAAGACCAAGAAAGCAAAAAAGAAAACCCUAAUUCCAUUACUUAGUGGGAUUUUCUCCAAAAGAGGGUGAUCAAGAAGAAAGUUGUCAAAUUAAGAUUUUCCACCCAAGUUUGUUACUUCAACUUGAAAUAUCGAUUUGGUUUGGUUUGUUUUCUAUCAUAUGUAUGUCUCGUAUAAAAAAUGUUGGGAUUUACAAAACAAAAUCGAAAAUGAGACGAAUCAAACCAAUCAACCAGAAUGUUUUCUUUCAUUCUCUUUGAGUUCUAUGUCAAUUCCCAUUUUGUAAUGUAUUGGAAAUUUAUGAAAAUUAAUAUAAUACCAUUGCUAGAAAUUUUACAUGCA
This is a messenger RNA of Lactuca sativa (garden lettuce), 972 nucleotides long. Its product is annotated as WEB family protein At1g75720. NCBI's taxonomy places the organism in Eukaryota, Viridiplantae, Streptophyta, Magnoliopsida, Asterales, Asteraceae. Gene Ontology annotation, biological process: chloroplast accumulation movement; chloroplast avoidance movement. The record is from RefSeq and is a predicted model, not a curated record. Gene Ontology annotation, cellular component: cytosol.